UGGCAACAGUGAUUAGUUGUCAACAAAUAUGUCUGACAAGUAAAAGACGUCAACAACCACAGUCACUCCUAAGGAAAACGGCCGUCGUUCUUUUUUCCGAUGAUGAUUAAUCCACUGACGGUGUCGGGAGAACACUUUUGGAGUGUUGCUUAGAGAAUCAGCUGAGAAAAUAAGUUAACAAUGGAUGAAAUCACCUACACGGAUAACGAAACGAAAUAUUAUGGAGAUUUGUUUACACAUUUAGACAGCGAAGCCUCUGGUGUUAUUCCCCUGAAUCAAUUUCAUGAGUUUCUUAGGGCGUCGAAGUUAUCUCCUGAAGUGUUAUCACAGAUUGGUCAGUUGAGUGGAGGAAUUGAUCAAGGAUGGUACGGGAGGCGUGAAGUUUUUAUAGCCCUUAAGUUAGUUGCAGCAGCCCAACGGGGUCUUCCUGUUCGAGCUGAAUCUCUCUCUCUUGGUGUUGACUUACCUCUUCCAAGACUUCAUACCAAUAAUAAUACACACUAUGAAAACAGUUUAACUUUCACUUCCAAGGAAUAUGCAUCGAGUCCAGACCUUAUCCAGCUCAGCGAUUCUGAUUGCAACACAUCUCACAUGGUUGAUGGUGGAUAUCGCAUGAUGGAGAGUGAAGAUGUUGAUGGGGCAGAUGAGAGGAUGAGUGACCCGUCGGCAAGAAUGCUGGCCCGCUCCCCUUCUGUAUCGUCACCUGCAUCUGAUUCUCCAACCCCAACUAAUAGUGUUCAUGAAAAGAGCUGGAGUCAAGCUCACACUCACUGGCAUGGUCUAAUUAAUGAUGAACACAGACAACUGUUGGGAACAGAGGAAGACUCCUCUGACCAUCAGUCAUCUGACGAGGAGGAAUAUGAUGUGUGGACCAUAACCGAAGAACAAAGGAAUUACUACACUGAACAGUUUCGGUCUAUGCAAGGAGAUCUGACUGCAUUGCUCUCUGGAAAUGAUGCCAAAGAAUUUUUUGAAAAGUCAAAAUUGCCAGUUCAUGAACUGAGUAAAAUCUGGCAACUUGCAGAUGUUACUAGGGAUGGAGCAUUAUCAUUAGAAGAGUUUUUCACUGCCAUGCAUCUCGUAGUCCUAAGAAGAAAUCACAUAGAAUUGCCAGAAACCCUUCCACCAUCACUUAAUCCUCUAAUGCAGAGAAGUGGAAGUAGUGGAGGUGAAGCAGGGAAUUGCAUUGCAUCCGGGAACUCCUCAGAUGUUGCAAGUGCAUCUGCUGCACCAGACAAUGAAACUGCAGCAAGAACAACUCCAGAUCCCCUUUCACCUUCAAGAAGUAAAGAAGCCACAGCUUGGACGAAGUUUGUUGAUUCCCCUACUAGUACAUCACCUGGACUGAAGCCAGUCAAUUUUGAUUUUCAAAAGUCGGCUGUGGAACAGGAUCCAAAGAUUCUUCACCCCAAAGCACUUCGCUUGACUCCAGAAUCUAAAAGGUUAGAUGUACCUGAUGUGGAGGGUCCUGCAUCUUUUAGCCCCGAUAAUACUGGAACUCCCAAUAACCUUUCUGCUGCAGCGGCGAGUUCAAAUGAUCUUCCACAGACAGCACCUUCUACGACCUCUCCUCCCUUACAACCGAGUCCUAAAAAGACACCUGAAAGUCAAGACAUCAAGUCUAUACAACGGCCUCUGCCUAGAAAACCAGCGGGUUCUGGAGCUGGAGGUCUACCACCACCACCUCAGGCUUCUGGAGGAACCCCUCCUGAUGAUAAUGGGAUGUAUGGCCCAACAAGUUUACCAAUGAUGCCUAGUGCACCAUUACCCGGAGGAAAGAAGGAACCUCCACCUCCACCACCACCAAGGCCAGCAAGAACUCACAUACGGUCGUCUUCACUUGAUCUCAACAAAUUUAACCGAAACACUUUCCUAGGUGCACCUCCUGCAGUUCCACCCAGGGCAUCACCUGGAGCUAGUUCACCAAAGAAACUGAUUUAUCAGAAGAGUGAUGGUGACAUGGCAAGCACUGAAGAAAGCCAAGGAGACGGUUCCCGUACUUUUGAAUCUCGGCCUGGUGUGGAGCACACCAGAACAUCUGCUUUUGAAGUAUACAAAAAACCUAAUCCAGAGGUUGGGUCUGCAUUUGAACGCGUAUCAGCUCAAAGACGAGAAGAUGAAGAAAGAGUUAGACAUUUAUCAACUGGGGCAAGACCCAAAGAUAAGAGAGAAAUUCAAGCCUCCAUAAGGGCUACAGCAGACAAGAAUACAAGAUUAACAAGACUGAAUUCUGAGCUAAAUCAAGAAUUAGCAGAGAAGUCAUCAUCAACAUAAAUGCUCUUAUGUUGGCGUAUCCUUUUAUGAGGUUAGACAUUUAAAAUGAGUUCUCUACACUCUUCUUGGUUUUGUGCUCAUUGUUCCUGAACUCUCAUCAGAUCUAGGCCAUCAUCUGUCCCCCAACUCCAUGAAUUCAAGGUGUUUCUGCAGGUCUUUGUGUUACUACUUUCAUAUGUACUGCUUUGCUGACUAACUGUUCAUUGUCCUAUCUCAUCACAUGUCCAAUUUCUGGAUCGUUAAGGUUUCAGUCAUUUUUGUCUCUGGAUACCAAAUCUCUCCAUGAAUUCAUCAUUCAUAAUAUGAUCAUCUCAUUAUAUACCACCCAUCAUUGGAAUUUGUUCUCUAGUAAUAGUAUAUUUUUAUUUACCUGUAAUUCAGCUCUCUCUCCAUGUCACCUUUGCUGCUCUCUCAAUUCCUUUUCACUGUCCAUCUUUCUGUAGCCACUAUGCAACCUGAAACCUUCUAUAAAAAUGUAAUGCACUAUAUUUAUUUAUUAAUGCAAUGAUAUUUAUCUUUUUUACUUGAAAGAUAUCUUGUCAGAACUUGUAAUAAAAUAAUGAUAAAUAACCCGAGAGAGAAAGUAAAGGGAGGGAUAGACAGAACAUUUCCAUUUACAAAUAUUUAAGUGAGGAGCAAAUUCAGUCAUGCUCUCUGCUGACAUCUGCAUUUCAUUUGUUUUGGUUUUAUUUUUUAUUCCAUCAUAUUUAUUUAUUUAUAACCUUUUGACGUAAGUCUUUCUCUGCAGGCUGAUUUCCCUUUGGAG
This is a messenger RNA of Macrobrachium nipponense, 3040 nucleotides long. It is a transcript of the gene Reps, whose product is annotated as ralBP1-associated Eps domain-containing protein 2-like. The transcript has 16 exons. The coding region runs from base 181 to 2274 and encodes 697 amino acids. NCBI's taxonomy places the organism in Eukaryota, Metazoa, Arthropoda, Malacostraca, Decapoda, Palaemonidae. Gene Ontology annotation, cellular component: cytoplasm; plasma membrane; presynaptic membrane. Gene Ontology annotation, biological process: clathrin-dependent synaptic vesicle endocytosis; endosomal transport. Gene Ontology annotation, molecular function: molecular adaptor activity; protein binding; calcium ion binding. The record is from RefSeq and is a predicted model, not a curated record.